AUGAAAUCUCAGCCUCCUAAGGAUUCGCUUAAAUAUAACCAAGAUGUCGGAAAAAUGUUUGACCAAUACUUCGGGCACGAAUAUUCUGAACAGCAGUAUUGUGAAACGCUUUUGGAUGUUUUGAAAUCAUCGUACGAGUUUUCAACAGACGGACAUGCAGCAUUUGUGGAGCAGGUGUUAAAGAUUCGGGAGAAAAAGGCAACCGAGAAUGAAACUUACGACCAGCUCGAGACCCUUAUGCCAAAAUGUUUUAGAAUAUCAGAAGACGAAAGAACUGCCGACCUGACUUCACUCCUGGAAGGAGAGAAAUGUCACCUUGAAAAUUUCAAAUCGCCAUUGCUUAAGGAACAUGGUUUCUUGAAUUCCACUGAUCUUCAGUGUUAUCCAACAUCCUUACUAAAUCAUUUCAUGGAUCCAAAUAAGAGUCUAUCUAUCGAUUCUGAGAGCUCCAAACUAAUUCCAGGCAACUUACAGAGUGGGCCUAAUAUAAACGCAGUACCUGAACCAGUGAAGCCUCGGCCAACUGAAAAGUCGAACAAACCGCUCGGUUUACGCGAAACGGAAGAAGAGCUAGAUAGAGGUCUUCAAAGAUUAACGGAACCCUUAAAUUUCAUGCGAAAUCCGAGGUUUCCAAAUACUGGAAAACAAACAUUUCUCAUAAUGAAUGACUUGCAUGCCUUUGCUGUUGAGCCGAAAGAUAUCAUCUUUGAUUCUUUUGAAGCCGGUGAGACUUUUGAGAAAAAAAUAACCUUGCGUAAUGUGUCCAAACUCACUCGUGCACUCCGGGUCAUUCCACCAAAGUCAGAGUUCUUCAAAAUUAGUGAAGGUCAUUAUCCAGAGUCUGGAGACAACGCUGUCGCCCCGGGACUCUCCUGCUCCUUCACUGUCUUCUUCAAACCGACCCUGAAGCAAAUGUACUCAGACGAAUUUGAAGUUCAAUACGAGUCUCAACUUACACCACUUAUUAUACCUCUGAAGGGCCACAGAAAAAAAGAACAAAUAAAUUUUCCGCACGAAUGGGAUCUGGGCACUUGUCUGGUUGGUGCCUCUAAAAAACAGACGAGAAUCCUCCACAACUUUGCUAAAUGGUCAAACUACUUGCCAGAAUUUGUUAUAAAACCGGUUAACAAGUCUUCUGACAUGGACGUGGAAGUGUUUCAACUGACACCUACAACUUUUGAGCUUCCAACCAAAGGCAGCGUCAAUAUGUCUCUUGAAUUCACCCCCAACGCGACAGGACCCUUUGAAAGGACGUUUGAAGUUAAUGUCGCCGGUGAAAUGCUAUUGACAACGAUAACUUGUCGCGGUAAGGGCGAACGACUAGCCCUGUCAAUAGCCGAAGAAAACGAGAAGUCAGACACAGAGCCUUGUCUCCUGCGGAACUCUACUACACCUGAAGGCAAUAUUGUGGCGGUUUGCCGACUGAGCCCUCAGUGUCCCGGCUUUCGGUCGCAGCGUCGUUUUUCCAUCUCAAGUGAUAAUACCAUAGAUUUGGAGCUGCAAUGGGUUUCUGGCAGUAAGAUUGAUCAAUGCGAGGAGGAGGAUGAUAAGGCGGAAAAGGAACGAAGGUUUGGUGAGGCGAAUACUUCGAACUUGGAAUUUGUACUGAAACGAACCCUUCUCCCCGCCAAAUCAUCCGUUUCUGGCGGACUUAUUUUCGAGUCAACUGAGGUUAGUUAA
Molecule: messenger RNA, 1680 nt
Organism: Dibothriocephalus latus
Lineage: Eukaryota; Metazoa; Platyhelminthes; Cestoda; Diphyllobothriidea; Diphyllobothriidae
Source: the annotation of a GenBank genome assembly